Messenger RNA from Medicago truncatula (barrel medic), 663 nucleotides. RefSeq lists its product as uncharacterized. NCBI's taxonomy places the organism in Eukaryota, Viridiplantae, Streptophyta, Magnoliopsida, Fabales, Fabaceae. The record is from RefSeq and is a predicted model, not a curated record. Bases 1 to 663 code for a protein of 220 amino acids. The transcript has a single exon.
AUGAAUAGCCCUUUCUGGGAGAUGGACUUGGAAUUUGAUGAUAAUGAUGAUUUUUGGGAGGGUGUGCCAAUAUAUAUGUAUGACCCUAAUUAUUGGGAGAUAUACAGCCUCAGAAGUAACUCUUGGAGGAAACUCAACGGUGAUGUAAUGCCUUCUUCUUGGGAGGAGCGUUGUCAAGUGAACUUGAAUGAAUUUUGUCAUUGGUUGGGCCUAGAUAAUGAUAUGGGGUCGUUUGACUUUAUCAAUGAGAUAUUUUUUGUAACAAACUUACCUUCGUUUGACUUUAGCAAAGACACAUCCUUAACCCUCUAUGAUUUCAAUCGGAGGAAGUUGGAGACAAAAUUGGUGGUAUUAAAUGGGUAUGUUGCUUUCAUUUGUACUGUCCUCAAGACUGCUUAUUUUCACAUAUCGAUUUUGGGUGAAAUUGGUGUUGAGGAAUCGUGGACUAAACUCUUUGUUGUUGGACCUUUACCUGACAUUAUCCGCCCUAUCGCGGUAGGAAUUAAGAGUAUUCUUUUCUACAUAAAAGAAGAUACAAAGUUAGCAUGUUUUGAUUUAAGUACCCAAAGGAUUGAGGAAGUUUGUGUUAAUGGAGAGCCACGAAGGUUGCAAAUUAUAAGUUACAAGGAAAACCUUCUUUCUUUUGGAGGAAUGAAUGUUUAA